Messenger RNA from Cyprinodon tularosa, 2049 nucleotides. It is a transcript of the gene mettl22, whose product is annotated as methyltransferase like 22. The record is from RefSeq and is a predicted model, not a curated record. The transcript has 12 exons. Gene Ontology annotation, molecular function: protein methyltransferase activity. Gene Ontology annotation, cellular component: nucleus. NCBI's taxonomy places the organism in Eukaryota, Metazoa, Chordata, Actinopteri, Cyprinodontiformes, Cyprinodontidae. Gene Ontology annotation, biological process: protein methylation. The coding region runs from base 203 to 1393 and encodes 396 amino acids.
GGUUCCGCUGGUGAGUCCAGCUGCUUCCGUUUCUAAGCGAACGUUUGGUCGGAAAGUUUCAAGAAGAACCAGGUGAUGAAGAUGAUGAGGAUGAUGAAGAUGAUGAUGAGGAGGAGCUAACAGCCCAGUGGAGUGAUGCCAGCUGUAAUCCUAAUCCCAGCAUGCUGAGAAUAAUCUGAAGCUGUGAUCUGCUGCUGUGUCCAUGGAUCAGAUCACCUUCCAGCAUGACACGGUGCUGUCAGACGUUCACAUGCACCGACCCAACACACGUCACCUGAUGACACGCCUCAGCGCCGUGGGACAGCCAGUCUUCAUGUCCAGGUUCAGGAUCUUAGCUGAAGUUCGUGAUGAAGGUGGCUGUGAGGAUAAGCUCAGAAGUCCCAGGAGUGAUGAUGAUGAUGAUGAUGAUGAGGAGGGUUACGGAGACGAGGAGCCGCUCUUGGAUGAAGAUGGAGACCUGGAUGUGGCUCAUCGACCUAGAAAGGACUCGGUGGACGAUGGCGGCAGAGACCUGGUCUGUCCCAUCAUCCUCCAACAGUCUGACCCGGAGCAGCACGACGGAGACGACGAAGACGAUGAAGACGCUCAUUUUUCCAAAGACAUCAUCAGGAUCGAGCACACCAUGGCUACACCCCUACAGGAUGUUGGCAAACAGGUUUGGCGGGGGGCCCUCCUCCUGGCCGACUUCAUCCUCUCUGAGCCGGACCUGUUCAGAGGGGCCACGGUCCUGGAGCUGGGAGCAGGGACAGGCUUGACUAGCAUCGUCACGGCAACCAUGGCCAAAACAGUCUACUGCACAGAUGUGGGCGAAGACCUUCUAAGGUUGUGCAACAGGAAUGUUUGUCUGAACAAACACAUCCUGGAACCAGCAGGUGGGAAGGUGAAAGUUAAACGGCUAGACUGGCUUCAGCACAGUCUUUGCACAGAUGCUGACGGGGAGUUUAGUUGGACAGAAGAGGAAGUGGCUGAUCUCUAUGACAACGCCAGCUUCAUUCUGGCUGCUGAUGUUUGCUACGAUGACGACCUGACGGACGGCCUCUUCAGAACGCUGUACCGCCUCUGCAGCAGCUUCCGCCACGCCGCCGCCAUCUUCAUUUCUCUGGAGAAAAGGAUGAACUUCAGUCUGCGGCACAUGGAUGUUUGCUGUGAGGCCUACAAUCACUUCAUGCACUGUCUGUCCCAGCUGCAGGAUCUGCAGGAUGGACGCUGGAGGUUUAUGGUGGAACUCGUCCCCUUAAACUUCCCCCAGUUUCUUCUCUAUGAACGCAUUGAGCAGCUGGAGUUGUGGAAGAUCACUGCAUCUUUGCUUCCAUCUGAACGAAGCAGGUUGGACUCUAAUGGAGGCUGCAGCCAGAAUCAGCCGCCAUCCCGCUUUGAUCCGACCACAGAAUGACCGCAAGCCUCAAAUGUCCUCUGAUGCCUGAACGCAUCACCGGGAGCCGCCACUAGACUGUGAAAAACACGGCGCUGUUAGCCGUUAGCAGUAUUAUUCAUUCAUGGAGGUCAGAGGAAGAAGGUCUGAAAGAUUAGAAAAUCAGUCAGUAAAUUCUCUCCAUUUACUGACUGAUUUAUACAGAGAUGAAGAUUCUCAGAAUGGUGGAAGCUAACCGCUAAUCGGACAGAGCUAACCGCUAGUCGGAAACAGCUAACAGUCUGACAGGUUGUGUUUUAACUGGUUUUAGCUUUUUAAAACAAGGCAAACUAAAACAGUUCAGCUCUGUGAGAUACAGAUCUAUAAUUUCUAAAUCUUUGCAAGAAGCCAUUUUUUUUAGGUCUGUAGUCGUUAAGCUAUGGACCCGUUUCUUCGCACCAUGAGCUCAUCGCAUGGCGUGAUUUAGCAUCAGGAGGCGUUCCUCCUGAUGAGGUGAACUUUUAUUCUGCAGCUGCCACCAAUGAAACGUGUUGGAACCGACCUCAGCUAGCUGCUUAGCCUGUUAGCAUGGAGGAAUGCAGCGUCAAUUCUGUCUGAACAUCCGUUAGCUUCCCCUUCGUUCUGCAGUUCAGCGUCUCGUCUGCUGAUGAAACCUUCAGAGGUUCAAGGUUACUAAA